Psylliodes chrysocephalus is the source of this 423-nucleotide messenger RNA. NCBI's taxonomy places the organism in Eukaryota, Metazoa, Arthropoda, Insecta, Coleoptera, Chrysomelidae. The record is from the annotation of a GenBank genome assembly.
AUGAAUACAUUUUUAAAAUUACAGUCGAUGGACCUUCAUAAACGAAGAAAGUUUUUAACUGAACCAGAGACGAGAUUUUAUAUGAAACAGAUUAUAUCCGGUGUACACUACCUUCACCAUAAUAGAAUAAUACAUCGAGAUCUAAAGCUAGGAAAUUUGUUUUUAAAUGAUGAUCUGAUAGUUAAAAUAGGAGAUUUUGGUUUGUCAGCCAAAAUUGAAUAUGAAGGGGAGAGAAGAAAGACUCUUUGUGGAACGCCCAAUUAUGUAGCUCCCGAAAUAUUAACCAAUAAAGGUCAUUCUUUCGAAGUCGAUAUUUGGUCAUUAGGAUGUAUAAUGUAUGCUCUUCUUAUUGGAAAAUCUCCGUUUGAAGCUAGCAGUUUGGAGGAGACUUAUAAUAGAAUAACAAAAUGUGAAUAUAGGUAA